Drosophila innubila is the source of this 371-nucleotide messenger RNA. RefSeq lists its product as uncharacterized. The transcript is spliced from 2 exons. NCBI's taxonomy places the organism in Eukaryota, Metazoa, Arthropoda, Insecta, Diptera, Drosophilidae. The record is from RefSeq and is a predicted model, not a curated record. Bases 26 to 253 code for a protein of 75 amino acids.
AUCAUCACGAAUAAAAAAGCUGAAAAUGUUCAAGGAACUUGUAUUGUUUGUGCAUACAGCAAGUCGCAAUUUCUGUCUAAUGCGUCCUGAGGCAGUUCCACGUGGAAGUGCUUGUCGGCCCAUUGUUAAGAAUAGCUUUUGGGCAAAUAUGGUAUUCUUUAUAGCCAUUUUCACGCCCCUCUACGUCUGCCUGCUGAGGGAUGUGUUUGGACUGUUGCGCGACUUUAACUACAAGAUGGCCAGGGGCAAGUAGAAUCACAUCCUUGUUGGGAGUGAAUCCUCUUUCAGAGAUUUAACCAGUUAUUGUUCAAUAUAUACACUCGUACUCAAAUAUAUAUUACAUUAAGUUUGUGGCAUCGUCUGUGAUCAAA